This is a messenger RNA of Micromonas commoda, 594 nucleotides long. RefSeq lists its product with no specific name. The transcript has 2 exons. Gene Ontology annotation, cellular component: membrane. Lineage: Eukaryota; Viridiplantae; Chlorophyta; Mamiellophyceae; Mamiellales; Mamiellaceae. The record is from RefSeq and is a predicted model, not a curated record. The coding region runs from base 1 to 594 and encodes 197 amino acids.
AUGGACGACUUUGACCCCACCGUCACCAACUCGCCUAAGUUCCGCCUGAUCGCCGUGCAAUGCCUCUUUUCAAUCACCGCGUUCGCCGCGAUGCUGAGCCAGCGCCACGGCCUAGCCGGGCCCGAUGAGAUGACCUUGGAGGAGUGCGGCCCGCAGGCUUGCGGGUACCAGAAGUUCUCCAACUUCAAGUUCCUCAUCGCCGUGUGCAUAAUCUACGCCGUCUUUUCUCUCGUCGUGAUGGCGGCGUACUUGCUCCAGAGGGUUCCCCCGCCGGUGACGGAGCUCACCGCGUACACCGUCAUGAACGUCCUGCUCUUCGCCGCGUUCGCGAUGUCCGCCACGUCAUGCAACAUCACCAUCGUCGACCCCGUGUACCCGGUGUGCAAGCGGGCCACGUCGGCGAAGGCUUCGAUUGCGUUUGCGUUUUUCACGUGGCUGGCGGUGUGCUUCUCGAUGUUGUUCACGUACAAGGAGUGGAGGGACGUCGACUACCACGUGCCGGGGAGCGGCGCGUACGAGUUUGUGCCUGGCGUCACCUCCGGUUCGUCGCGGUCAUCCUACCCGCCGCAGGCCUCGUCGUCCUCGUACGCUUGA